AUGAACAGCACUUACAUUUCUGAUUACAACCCUUCAGAGAACUCAAAUAUGUUAACAUAUUACUAUCUUGGAAUGUCUUUUGCCUUUAUCUUUCUAAUGAUGUUCAUAUCUCUAUGUACAUAUUACUGUAAAAACAGAAACUGGCAAAACAUGUUACAAUCUAGUGGCAGCAGCAAUUCCAACAGAACGGUAAUCAUGAUGGAGAGAGAUCAUACCGAGUUGAAUAUUGAAGUUUGUGAGGAAGAACAAGAUGCAAUCCUGAAUAGUUACCCUAUUUUGUUGUAUUCACAAGUCAAGCUUCAUAAGGCUGAUUCAACAUCACUCACUUGCUCAAUAUGUUUAGGAGAUUAUAAAGAUUCAGAGUUGUUGCAACUCUUGUCUGAUUGUGGUCACUUUUUUCAUAAGGAGUGUGUUGCUACAUGGUUUAGGCUAAACCUCUCAUGUCCCAUGUGUCGGAGCUCGCCACUACCAACACCCAUUGCUCAAGUUGCACCUUUGCCAACUACACAUGAUUGA
Molecule: messenger RNA, 516 nt
Organism: Vicia faba (fava bean)
Lineage: Eukaryota; Viridiplantae; Streptophyta; Magnoliopsida; Fabales; Fabaceae
Source: the annotation of a GenBank genome assembly